Molecule: messenger RNA, 297 nt
Organism: Prunus armeniaca (apricot)
Lineage: Eukaryota; Viridiplantae; Streptophyta; Magnoliopsida; Rosales; Rosaceae
Source: the annotation of a GenBank genome assembly
AUGGGAAAGAAGACCGCGUUUGUGUUGAUUUUUGCAUUGGUGGUGCUUCUAUCAAUCCAUACGGUGUUGGGUGAUGACAACUUCGUGGAAAAUGCCAAGGAUCGUAUCACCGAUGCUGCUUCAGCGGCAAAGGGCGCAGCAGAAGGCUUAUCAGAAUCUACUUCUGAUGCCUUCAAGGAAGCUAGGGAGACCACAUCAACAUGGACUGAAUGGUUUAACGGCAAACUCAAGGAUAUGGGUAUCAAGGAUGAUGAUUCAGAUGACACAGAUGACGCAAACGCACCCGAAUCAGAAUAA